UCUGGGCCAAUCAGCCCUCCGUGCUGUCAGCUGAACACCGGAUUGGAUGUUGAUAAGCUGUCCUGUUCUUCAGCGCAGCAAUUCAACUUUGUCCCUUUAAACAGACUGUGGCAGUUCUACACCUUUCGCCAUAGAGGAGCGUAUCGAUCUGAUUGUCUGCUGCGCUUGCUCUCCUCCUGGAUAGUUUCAUUGAAAUUUCAUCAGCUACUUUGAUGUCAGGAUAAUGACGCUGACAACAGACAUGGAAACAGAGAAUUCCCUUCGCUAAAUCACUUAUGCUUUCAGGAGCACGGAGGAAUGGACAUCUUUAACCUUCUCGGGAGCACAGAGGAGUCAGAUGGUGACCACCGGUGGACACCUAAUGAUACUCCAAGCCCUCAAAGCAGUGGUGCUGAUGACUUCCUAGAUACUCUGCUGCAUGAUUCCUCCUCUGUGCCAGGGUCCCCCCUCUGGUCACCCUGUACCACCCACAAUGGUGUUAACGAGGACAUCCUGGCUAGGCUGACAGACUGUCCCCAUCCAAUCUCCUGCACAGGGUUCCCUGCCUUCGACAUUCGGGUUUUUUCCCAGGCUCCAGAUAUGGAGAACUCGCCUGCGGCAAAAGAAAAGCUGCCUGACGUGUCCAUUGAUUUAGGCUGGGAGUCUGAGGGCUGCCAUGAGGAGUUUGGCAUUACAUGCUACCUUUCCAACAGCCAAACCCCACUGCUGCCAUCAAGCCACGCGGUCACAGUAAAGGACCUGCUUUUAUCCAGUCUGGGACAGAACGCACAGCGAAUCUCUCAGCAGUCCUUGCAGGAGCUUGUGCUUAAUGAGGAUGAGAAGAAGCUUCUAGCUAAAGAGGGCAUAAGUUUACCCUGCAAACUGCCCCUGUCCAAGUUUGAGGAGAGGAUUUUGAAGAAGAUCCGGCGGAAAAUCCGUAACAAACGCUCGGCUCAAGAAAGUCGGAAGAAGAAAAGGGAAUAUGUUGACAGGCUGGAAGGGAGGAUGACUGCGUGCAGCGCCCAAAACCUCCAGCUUCAGAGGAAAAUCCAGAAGCUGGAAGAGACUAACAAUGCUCUGCUGGAGCAGCUAAGCCGGCUACAGGCUCUCUUGCCUAAUAGCUCCUGCAAAACAACAAACAGAGGAACCUGCAUCCUGGUUUUGCUCCUCUGCUUCUCUAUGCUCAUUUCCUCAAAUAUUCAGCCGGUCCCUUACAGUCAACGCAGCCACGCAGAAUAUACAAGGACGGCAGAGUCGUCGCGCUCCCUACUGUCGACGGGCGAAGAGGGAGAAGUCCGUCCUCAAACUUUUUCGCCUUCCUCGGUCUCCUGGGGCUUUGAGGACCUGCGAAGCCUGAAGGAGAAGCUUUGGGCCUGGACGGUCGUCACCAUGGUACACCUACAGGAACACAACAACGGAGAUGAUUACGGAUCUUGGCAGAGCAGAAACAUGUAGUGGUGUUGGCUUGUGUGUCAGUAGAGUGAGCACUUUAAUUGCUCUUUUCAGUGUCUGUAUUUGACUGUUAUGAUUUCAGUGGUGCACAAACAAGAUGCUACUAGCCAGAACCUGUGCAGUUAUGGUCAGUAGGGAGCUACAGUUGCACUGAUGUCUGAUAAAACAAAACAAAACAAAAAAAAGAACAAGGAAACUCCUCAAGGUUCUUGUUCAGGUACAUGAGCAGGAGAUUCGCCCCUUUAUUUUAUUAUGCACUUUAGAUACAUAUUGUUAAAUAUGUCAGGAAUGAACUUUAACUUCCUCUGUAACAUUUCAGUGAAAUGAUGAUAAAGCACAGGAGCUAAAGAGGUUUUCAAAAUAAAAUUUUGCGAAAAUGCA
Messenger RNA from Xiphophorus hellerii (green swordtail), 1812 nucleotides. RefSeq names its product cyclic AMP-responsive element-binding protein 3-like protein 3-B. NCBI's taxonomy places the organism in Eukaryota, Metazoa, Chordata, Actinopteri, Cyprinodontiformes, Poeciliidae. Gene Ontology annotation, molecular function: DNA-binding transcription factor activity, RNA polymerase II-specific; RNA polymerase II cis-regulatory region sequence-specific DNA binding. The transcript is spliced from 10 exons. The record is from RefSeq and is a predicted model, not a curated record. The coding region runs from base 298 to 1434 and encodes 378 amino acids. Gene Ontology annotation, cellular component: nucleus. Gene Ontology annotation, biological process: regulation of transcription by RNA polymerase II.